GAUGGCGGAGGAGGAGAGCCUCACUGACGAAUUAGAGCAGAUAGACUUUCUAAGAGACAGGCAUGUACGCUUCUUUCAGAGAACUCUCCAGGUUUUACCAGAAAGAUACGCCUCCUUGGAGACAACCAGGUUGACUAUCCUAUUUUUUGCCCUGUCUGGUCUCGAUGUUCUCGAUUCCUUGAAUGUCAUCGACAGCAAGGUCACUAUUGAGUGGAUCUACUCCUUGCAGGUCCUACCCACAGAAGACCAAUCUAACCUCAGUCGCUGCGGCUUUCGAGGAUCAUCACACAUCGGAAUUCCAUGCAACACCGAGGGCCCCGGUGUGCUCCAUCCGUACGACAGCGGCCACGUAGCCAUGACCUACACUGGACUGUGCUCUUUGCUAAUACUGGGAGACGACCUGAGCCGAGUCAACAAACAGGCCUGUCUGGCAGGUCUCAGGGUGCUGCAGCUGGACGACGGCAGUUUCUACGCCGUGCCAGAAGGAAGCGAAAACGAUAUACGCUUUAUCUACUGCGCCGCCAGUAUCUGUUACAUGCUGGACGACUGGUCGGGCAUGGAUAUCCAAAAGGCCAUCGAGUACAUCCGAGGAAGCUUGUCUUACGAUAACGGGUUUGGUCAGGGAGCCGGAAGAGAGUCCCACGGCGGCUGGACGUACUGCGCCAUCGCCUCCUUAUGUUUGAUGGGUCGAUUGGAAGAAGCGCUGACUCAGCGGGAGCUGGACAGGAUCCGCCGCUGGUGCAUCAUGAGACAGCAGAGUGGCUUCCACGGGCGCCCCAACAAGCCUGUAGACACGUGCUACUCUUUUUGGGUGGGCGCAACAUUAGAGCUAUUAGAUGUGUUCCAGUACACCGACUUUGACAAGAACAGAACCUUCAUCCUGUCCACGCAGGAUCGAUUAGUGGGAGGCUUCGCCAAGUGGCCAGACAGCCAUCCAGACCCUCUGCACGCCUACUUGGGCCUGUGCGGUUUGUCUCUGAUCGGAGAGCCCAGCCUGAGGAAGGUCCACCCGGCUCUUAACAUCACCCAGAGGGCCUUUGAGCACCUCCGCCUGCUGCAGCAGACAUGGAGGGACAAUAGCAGCGGCUGUAGUGGACAGCACUGACAGGACGACCAACCAGCAUGUUCAGUAAACACACGUCUAAGGAGUCUUUUUUUUUACCUAGGUGGCCUCCUUUUUAUUUGAGGACAACAGGAGUGUCCAGCUAGUAACUUUGGAAAGUGGCCUUUCCUUUACAUAAAGCUGCCUUUUGGUGAAAAAAAAAAAAACGAACAAAAAAUAUGUGCCAGGACAAAAUCACCAGAGACCUGAAGACAUAACAGGUGCCAAAUUGUCUCCAUCAUGAUUAAGAAUUGAAAGAAAACCUGUGUGGAUGUGGAGCAGCAAUGUUUAAAGGCCUACUGAAAUGAAUUUUUUUUAUUUAAGUGGGGAUAGCAGAUCCAUUCUAUGUGUCAUACUUGAUAAUUUCGCGAUAUUACCAUAUUUUUGCUGAAAGGAUUUAGUAGAGAACAUCGACUAUAAAGUUUGCAACUUUUGGUCGCUGAUAAAAAAAGCCUUGCCUGUACCGGAAGUAGCGUGACGUCACAGGUUGAAAGGCUCCUCACAUUUCCCCAUUGUUUACACCAGCAGCGAGAGUGAUUCGGACCGAGAAAGCGACGAUUACCCAAUUAAUUUGAGCCAGGAUGAAAGAUUCAUGGAGGAGGAACGUGAGAGUGAAGGACUAGAGUGCAGUGCAGGACGCAUCUUUUUUCGCUCUGACCGUAACUUAGGUACAAGCUGGCUCAUUGGAUUCUACACUCUCUCCUUUUUCUAUUGUGGAUCCCGGAUUUGUAUUUUAAACCACCUCGGAUACUAUAUCCUCUUGAAAAUGAGAGUCGAGAAUGCGAAAUGGACAUUCACAGUGACUUUUAUCUCCACGACAAUACAUCGGCGAAGCACUUUAGCUACGGAGCUAACGUGAUAGCAUCGUGCUUAAAUGCAGAUAGAAACAAAAGAAAUAAACCCCUGACUGGAAGGAUAGACAGAAAAUCAACAACACUAUUAAACCAUGGACAUGUAAAUACGCGGUUAAUGCUUUCCAGCUUGGCGAAGCUUAACAAUGCUGUUGCUAACGACGCCAUUGAAGCUAACUUAGCAACGGGACCUCACAGAGCUAUGAUAAAAACAUUAGCGCUCCACCUACGCCAGCCAGCCCUCAUCAGCUCAUCAACACCCGUCUCACCUGCGUUCCAGCGAUCGACGGAAAGACGAAGGACUUCACCCGAUCAUCCGUGCGGUCGGCGGCUAGCGUCGGAUAGCGCGUCUGCUAUCCAAGUCAAAGUCCUCCUGGUUGUGUUGCUACAGCCUGCCGCAAAUACACCGAUCCCACCUACAACUUUCUUCUUUGCAGUCUUCAUUGUUCAUUAAACAAAUUGCAAAAUAUUCACCAACACAGAUGUCCAGAAUACUGUGGAAUUUUGAGAUGAAAACAGCUUUUUUGUAUUGGAUUCAAUUGUGUCCGAAUACUUCCGUUUAGCUACGGACGUCACGCGCAUACGUCAUCAUACAAAGACGUUUUCAACCGGAAGUUUAGCGGGAAAUUUAAAAUUGCACUUUAUAAGUUAACCCGGCCGUAUUGGCAUGUGUUGCAAUGUUAAGAUUUCAUCAUUGAUAUAUAAACUAUCAGACUGCGUGGUCGGUAGUAGUGGGUUUCAGUAGGCCUUUAAGGAUGUGUUUUGGCUGAUUUAUAGUUGAACAGUGUUAUGUAAGAUGGACAUGAAACCUUUUAGCAUCACCCUCAUGGACAACAGCUUCUUACGCACACAAGACGUAAUCAUGCAUUUGAAGGGGACCUGUCUUAAUUCUGACUGAAAGUGUGGAAAAAAGUUGAGACCAGUCAUGUUGUCCUUGGAAGCAAAGCACCUUCUAAGGACAGAAGGUUCAUAAUCACUAACACCCUUCCAGUGCUUUUAUUGACCUUUUCAAAGCUUGCCACUCUCAAAAAGGUUAAUUCCAGCCCAGCAGCUUUCAUCUCCACCCUCCGUCUCCCACCAUCUUUGUUUGCUAAUGAGGAGGUAUGAUCAGGUGGUGCUGCACCCAAAGGAGAUUAGUAGCCAACAACCACCUGAAGGGACUCUUUGGUCUUUUGGAAGAUUGUUCUACAACACCUGCAGGAAACAAAAGAAAAACAACAGCUUCUAGGAGCAAGUGGGAAUCAAACGUCUCUUAGGGAAUUUCUCUUUUUGAUCCCGUGAGCUGGCCUGGCUCAGACAGAUUCACCAUUGCCGACAGUAACUAUUUAAUGGAUCCACUUGAUAGCCAUCUUUCACCUCAGGCUCUAGUUGCAACGUCCUGUUUUUCCCUAUAAUUGGUGUGGAAUCCUUCCCGAAGCCUUUUUCAGCAAGUGAAUCGUAAGCCCCUUUUUAAGAAGGAUCCUGCAAAAUGGCUGUCAAUGAAAGAUCCAGCAUUUAUUCACCUUUGCCUUUUUACACAGAACACAAUAAACUGAAAUAUUUCCAAUCGGAGGUAGUGUUAGCAUCUAGUGCAGUGGUUCUUAACCUUGUUGGAGAUGCCGAACCCCAUCAGUUUCAUAUGCGCAUUCACCGAACCCUUCUUUAGUGAAAAAUAAAAUGUUUUUUUUUCAAAUUCAAGACAAAGUUAUGUUUUUUUACUGGUGCACAAAAUGAACCGUGCAUCAUCAUGUUGUUCAAAGAACAAAACCAACACAGUGCAUGAACUCACAACAAAUUACACACAUGCAAAUCAGUUUGAUUUCUGCUGUUGCCGUAUCCAUAAAGCCGAUAGGGAGAAGUUUUUAUUUACACGAUGAGUCGGGUGUGUCUUGAACUCUGCGGCGGAGGCUCCGUCGAACCCCUGAGGCCGACUCACCGAACCCCUAGGGUUCGAUCGAACCCAGGUUAAGAACCACUGAUCUAGUGUGACGAAUACAAAACUUGACAAACAACCAUGCCACUGUUAGUUCUAGUGCCUGGUCAGCCGGGGUUCCACAUUGGGUGAAGUAAACCACUGCUGGCUCACUGGUCGUCAUUGCUGCAUCAUUUUAGCAUUUGAUACACGGAUAUAAAUGACACACAAGCUAACUUUAGCUUAGCUGUGCCUUACACUCUAUCGUCUUCUCAGUCUGUUACCUGUCAACCCUACCGUUUUCCCCGUUAAACUCAAGUAUUUUUGUCCUUCUGUCCCAGCGUCUUCCUGUUCCCAUAAACUUCAGCUGAAGCAGUGCUUCCCAAUUAUUUUCUGUCUCGCCCCCCCGCCCUAAGAAGAAAAAAACCUUCCGCGCCUCACACCACUCUCUGCCGCGACUAUGAAUAUUAUCAUUUGUCUAACUGUUAUAAGUCCACCUGAUUGAUUGAUUGAAACUUUUAUUAGUAGAUUGCACAGUACAGUACAUAUGCCGUACAAUUGACCACUAAAUGGUAACACCCGAAUAAAUUUUUCAACUUGUUUAAGUUGGGGUCCACGUUAAUCAAUUCAUUGUAUCCUUAUUAGCAAUAAAGAAGAAGAAGAUGAUCUUUAUUGUCGCAUGUACAUGUACAGCGAAAUGUAGUCUGCAUUUGACCCAUCCUCUCUUCUUAGCAGGCACAAGACAUUAAACCAACAUUGACAACUUGUUGAAUUAGGACCUGACGUUGUAGCAACUCAAACAUUACAUUGAAACAACAUGCUUUUUGACAACGUUCAAUCAAUGUUGGGUUCUGACGUCAUACUUGCCAACCCUCCCGAUUUUUCCGGGAGACUCCCGAAUUUCAGUGCCCCUCCCGAAAAUCUCCCGGGGCAACCAUUCUCCCGAUUUUCACCCGGACAACAAUAUUAAGGGCGCGCCGUGAUGGCGCUGCCUUUAGCGUCCUCUACAACCUGUCGACGGGUCCGCUUUUUCACCAUACAAACAGCAUGCCGGCCCAGUCUCAUGUUGUAUGCGGCUUCUGAGGGUGACCGUGUAAACAACUUUAACACUGUUACAAAUAUGCGCCACACUGAACCCACACCAAACAAGAAUGACAAACACAUUUCGGGAGAACAGCCGCACCGUAACACAACAUAAACACAACAGAACAAAUAGCAAUAAUUCCUUGCAUCUCUAACUCUUCCGGGCUACAAUAUACACCCCCGCUACCACCAAACCCCGCCCCCCACACCUCAAACCCCCACCCACCCCCCCUCCCCCCAAUCUCCCAAAUUCGAAGGUCUCAAGGUUGGCAAGUAUGUCUGACGUUGAUUUGACCAUUGAAUUUUGGUCAUUUCCCAAACCAAUAUUCUACAAUACAAAUACAACGUUGAAACAACAUACUUUUUGACGUUUAUUCAAUGUUAGGUUGUGACAUUGAUUUGACCUUUGAAAUUUGGUUAUUUCCCAACCAACAACGUGGAUUCAACGUUGUCUCAAUUUACAAAUUCAACUAUUUUGUAACGUUGUUUCAGGGGACAUGUAUGUAUAAUCAACGUGGUAUCAAUGUCUUGUGCCUGCUGGAUUAAGGAGCAGUGGGCAGAAAGAAAGAGGAAAAAAAAGGGUGAUUCAAAAAGAAUACGCCAAAAUUAUCACUCGAUAUUUCAAAAAAGAAAGAGAAUAGAAAACUUAGCCUGUACAUAACUUUGAGUAUUUAUUUCAUGCUUUACAAGUUUUUACCAAAUUCUGUUUUAAAAGCAUGCUGCAUUAUGACAAUGGCAUUUGUUUUGGCAAACUUAAGCACACAAAACGCCUUCUGUUGAGGAGUCGCCAUUUUGAUGGUAAAUAAACGCGUGGUAUUCCUACAAUUGAACGGUGCCGAAAGGAUUACAUGACCACAACGGUGAAAUUGUAACACAAUAAAACUUGCAUAACUCCUGUACCAUUGAUUCAGUCUAUUACAACGCUUCAGAACUGAAUAAAUGUGUGAUGAUUUUGGCGUAUUCUUUUUUGAAUCACCCUGUAUAAAAGAAUAACAAUAACAAUGUUUUUUAGUCUGUAACAGAAAAAAAUUACUGUGUAUUAAUUUGUCUGAAAUUUAAAUUCGUGUUUCAUCUAUUACAUUUUUUUGACCAACAUGAACCAUUGGAUACUGAAAAAUACAACUAAAUAAACUUAAUAAAUAAUAUUAAAUUCAAAUUGGCUAUCGACAUUUUAACAUAAAAAACAAAAAUUAAUUAAUUUGUGCAGAUUUUUUUAAAUCAAAAUGAGGAUGUUAAGAUUUAUAGCUACAAUGAGCACAUUUUGUAGUGCGCAGCUAUUGGAAAUGGAGUUUUAAGAACGACAUUGCAUGAUACUGAUAAAGCAUGGACAUGAAGACAUAUAAAGCCCACAUUUGUAUAAAUAUCUUGACAAAUGGGAGGCUUAUUAUUCUUAAGAGGGAGGUCAAAGACAUUUUUUUGUAAGAUUUGUAACGCCGAUUGUCGGACAUUACACAGAGGAAAAAAAUGAUGUGAGCCAGCAUGAAAAAUCUCUCAAGCGUAAUACCAGUUUAUUUUUUUAUUCACGCUACAUCAUCUGGAAAUGUUACAUUUCUCGUGUUUUUAAAUGCUAAUGUUGCCUGAGUCUCCAAUGGAAUCCAAUUUGUAGCCUUGACCUGACCAACAGGCUGAGAACCCUCAUUCUCACUCGCUGUCUCGCGUUCAAUGCGACGUGAUUUUCAGUUUCCAACCUCUCCUGUCACAGGUGUUCCUCAGGGCUCAACCGUAGGGCCCUUGCUAUUUUAUGCUAAAUAACCUUUUGUCACUACCACCAGCCAUCCCCAGCCCCCUAAUUUUGACAAGUGAAUUGGAUCAACUACGAGGAGGGAUAAACAAACAUGUGGAUUAAGCCAUGACGGACCUCAUCUUGUAAAUCAAAGGUUGUUGGAACAACACCGUCCCACCUUGGGUAAACACCAAGAGGAGACUUCUGUCUUCUAAGCCCAGGCAGAGAGGUGGAGGAGGAGGGAUCACUGAGAGUGGAGCAGCAGGAUGAAUAAAUCAUUGGCAACAUCCAUUAUUAAGAGAAACUGGCGGGCAGUGGCGUCACCGCUCAAACUCCUUAUGACGAGAGAACAAUAACAACGCGUCUGUUACUAUUAUUGUCACCGCGUUACAGAAUUUCCCUGGCCUGUUUGGAGUGCAAGUGUCAUCCGGGAAUGGUUGUUUCAGCUGGCCGUCUCAGACACAACAACAAAACUGAACACACACGCAAUUUUGUCCGCAAUCUGCAUGAUUCUGGCUUUCAAAUGCUUUAUCGGGAGCUCGGAUCAAUUCUAAUGGAAUUAGAUGCAUCUUCUAAAGCCUGAAGACCGCUCCAUUCUGGAAAAGUACUUCUUCGCCACACUUGUUACAAUGUGCCUCGGAGAUUGUUGUUCUAAUGUCCCUCAGCAAUGCUUUUUCCAUCGAUUUUUUUCCCCAACCCAUUUUUUUUUUAAAAGUAACAGACAAACCGAAAAGUUGAACUUCCGGAAAACACGCCUUUUUGUUCCCUGCAAUCAGGAUUCUAAUGCAUUUCUCAGAGGAAGAAAAUCAGUUCCCUCGGUCGCUUACUCGGCUUUCCAAAGGGAAAGGGAACGAGAUCACGCCGCUUACCCGCAGAUGGAGCCUGUUACUCGGCCUCAAUAGCUGCCUGCCGCCUGGGGGGGGGAUCAUUGUUUGGACCCCUCCAACGCCACACACGGAUAUACAUAAUGUAACAUGAAAUGCCAUUUAUUUUUUCUAUGCUUUGUAGAGACAUCAAGUGUAGGUAAAAAAGUGUACAUGAUGAUAAAUAUUUGCAAGCAAGGUGUUUCAGCGGGGCGGGUAUGCAAAUGUUGAUUGGUUAGCCAUGUUUGAAUAAUGUGAGGAGCCGAGCUUGGCAGCAAAUACUGCAUCUGUGGUAAAUAAUAAAAACAAAACGCACACAUAUCCCUGUGUCUUUUGUUUUAUCUAUAUUUACUUAUAUUAGAAUAAACAGAUUCGGUGGCAUCCACGCAAACAUGAAUUUGCACUAAAUGAAAUGUUUGUCAUCACUUUUUCCACAUGACUAAAUUGUAGUUAUGGCGCCCCUUAUAGGUUGUGGUCCAAAUUUUCCGGAAGACAAAGAUUUGUAAUCAUUUGACCGGUGAUUCUCAAACUGUGGUACGUAUACCGCUAGUGGUA
Messenger RNA from Entelurus aequoreus (snake pipefish), 8068 nucleotides. RefSeq names its product protein geranylgeranyltransferase type I, beta subunit (gene pggt1b). Gene Ontology annotation, molecular function: CAAX-protein geranylgeranyltransferase activity. NCBI's taxonomy places the organism in Eukaryota, Metazoa, Chordata, Actinopteri, Syngnathiformes, Syngnathidae. Gene Ontology annotation, cellular component: CAAX-protein geranylgeranyltransferase complex. Gene Ontology annotation, biological process: protein geranylgeranylation. The coding region runs from base 2 to 1105 and encodes 367 amino acids. The record is from RefSeq and is a predicted model, not a curated record. The transcript has 9 exons.